Macrobrachium nipponense is the source of this 1386-nucleotide messenger RNA. RefSeq names its product histidine-rich glycoprotein-like. NCBI's taxonomy places the organism in Eukaryota, Metazoa, Arthropoda, Malacostraca, Decapoda, Palaemonidae. The transcript has 7 exons. The record is from RefSeq and is a predicted model, not a curated record. Bases 1 to 1386 code for a protein of 461 amino acids.
AUGACCGGCGCAGCUUGGAUAAAAGCCGCCCUUUUGGCGGUGGCACUGGCGACAGCAACGGGGAAUCUAAAAGGGGAGCCGGAGGACCUUGACGUCGCAGGAGUCAGCGUCUUCCAGGACCUUGCAGAAAUCGACCUCCUGCCGGAAGAGAGUCAGCAAGUUUCCGCUGUCGCCACAGCUGAUCUCCAAACUGCAGCUACAGGAUACGGGAAGGGGGGCCACAAGGCGCACAAGGGCCACAAGGGCUACAAAGGCAGCCAUCACGAAAAGAAAGGCUACAAAGGGCACAAGGGCCACAAGGCUGAGAAGGGUCACAAAGGGCAUCACUACGGCGAUCAUGGAAAAGCUCACAAGAAGGGAUACCAUGACAAGGGAGGUAAGAAAUACAAGGGGCAUCACCACAAGGCCAAGUACCAUGGAGACGAGCACAAGGGCAAGAAGGGCAAGAAAGGCCAUAAAUACGGCGAUAAAGGUCACCACAAGAAAGGUCAUAAGCAUAAGGGCCACAAAGACGUGUAUCAUAAGGAGGAGUAUCACCACCACAAGAAAUUCUACGAUGACGGCGACAAGAAGAAAUAUCAUAGUAAAUAUGAUGACUUCGACAAAUACUUCAAGGCCCACAAAGGAAAAGACCAUAAAGGAGAACAUUACAAGGGAGGAAAGCACCACGACAAGCACGGCAAAAAGGGUCACCACGAGAAGGGCAAGUACCACGAUGACCACAAAGGCCACAAAGGUGACUACGGCAAAAAGGGCCACUACGGUCAUAAGAGCUCCUACGACAAGAAGGGGGGACACAAAGGCGACUACGGGCAUCACGAACACAAAGGCCACGACGAUCAUGGGUAUGGUCACGAUGACCACGGCCACGGAUACGGACAUGACGACCACCAUGGAGGUUAUGGCCACGAUGACCAUGGGCAUGGUUACGGCCACGAUGACCACGGGCAUGGUUAUGGGCAUGACGAUCACCAUGGAGGGUAUGGACACGAUGACCAUGGACAUGGCCACGACGAUCACCAUGGGGGGUACGGCCACGACGAUCACCACGGUCAUGAUGAUCACCAUGGCCAUGGGUAUGGGCAUGAUGAUCACGGGCACGGCUAUGGCCAUGACGAUCAUGGGCACGGGUACGGCCACGACGAUCACCAUGGAGGCUAUGGCCACGACGAUCAUCAUGGACAUGGCUAUGGCCAUGAUGAUCAUCAUGGUCACGGGUAUGGGCACGACGACCACCACGGAGGGUAUGGGCAUGACGAUCACCACGGGUACCACUCGAACCCCAAACCUGUGACCGUGGCAACGUACAAUGCCAAGAAGCAGGAUCCUGUGCCUGUUUACGUCCCUGCCUCAAAAUCUUCUGCUGGAUAUGCGACAUACUAUUAA